AGAGUGCUCGUGUUGGGUUCACGAUGCUGCGCUCUUGUCGUCCGUCUCUCGGCUACUUCAAGCGGCCAGGUCGAAAGUCGCUCGAUGAGAUCUGCAAGCAGAGCCUCUUCGAGAUGGCCACGCCGCAGCAGGUGGCCACCAUCUGGAAUAACCAUCACAUUCAGUUUCUGCAGUACUGGGGACGAACCAUCUCCGCCGAGGCGUACUACGCGCUGGAGCCGCGCCUGAAGGCGUGCCCGUACUUCGUCAUUCCCAUUUUCCGUGACACAGGGCUGUUCAACGUGGUGACGAACUUCAAGGACGACCUGGUCGGUGUCGCCCCCCUCGGUGAGUGGCAGAAGAAGCAGGACGACGCGCAGAUUCACAUGACCGUUCAGUUCUUCACGGAGCUGGCGCGCAGCAAGCAACUAGUGCUGGUGCGGUGCGAAAUCAAAGACGAGGUCUUCAAGCGGGUCGACUGCAUCUUUCUCACGCAGAUGCUCUUGAAGUACUACACCUUCCCCCGGCUAUACGAGACGUGGGUGGAGACGUUCAACAAGCGUCCCGGUCAGUUUGACUACCACGCCUACCUGCGUGCAAUGAAGGACGAGGCGGGGAAGGACGACAUCCGCAUUGAGGACAAGAAAUCCGCGGCGCGCCACGACGCUUUUGGCCCGGUGAUCGACACCCCGCCCGAUGCGGUGGCGCAGAAGAUUCUGAGCACCCUGAACACUGGUGCCCCGCCGUCGUGA
Leptomonas pyrrhocoris is the source of this 731-nucleotide messenger RNA. RefSeq lists its product as hypothetical. The record is from RefSeq and is a predicted model, not a curated record. Gene Ontology annotation, biological process: mitochondrial proton-transporting ATP synthase complex assembly. Gene Ontology annotation, cellular component: mitochondrion. The transcript has a single exon. Lineage: Eukaryota; Euglenozoa; Kinetoplastea; Trypanosomatida; Trypanosomatidae. The coding region runs from base 24 to 731 and encodes 235 amino acids.